Capsicum annuum is the source of this 870-nucleotide messenger RNA. Its product is annotated as wound-induced protein 1. The transcript has a single exon. Bases 230 to 580 code for a protein of 116 amino acids. The record is from RefSeq and is a predicted model, not a curated record. NCBI's taxonomy places the organism in Eukaryota, Viridiplantae, Streptophyta, Magnoliopsida, Solanales, Solanaceae.
GUAUUAUUCUUGAUAAUCCUCUCUCUUUUGUACUUAUCCUAAUAAUCUCUUCUCUCCUCUUUUUCCGGAACUGGCUAACUCUCAGAAAACUCUGGAAGAAACCAGAAACAAAGGGGUGGUGCUCGCCCUAUAUGAAGCUUUGAGCUCACGUGACGUUGACAAGGUCCAGAAACUUCUGGCCUCUGAUCUAGAGUGGUGGUUCCAUGGUCCACCCUCCCACCAAUUUUUGAUGCGAAUUCUCACUGGCACUGCCAGUUUGGACCAUCAACUUUUUCAAUUCAUUCCUCAAAGCAUUGAAGCCUUCGGGUCCACUGUCCUUGUUGAAGGCUGUGAACCUGGUCGCUCUAUUACUUGGGUUCACGCUUGGACUGUUACUGAUGGCAGCGAUGGGAUAAUUACUCAGGUCAGGGAGUAUUUCAACACCUCUCUAACCGUCACCCGGCUCGACAAUAAUAAUAAUAAUAAUACUAAUAGUCCAUCCUCGGAUUUCUCUUCCAUCGCCACUUCAAGCAAUUGUCCCUCUCUUUGGGAAAGCAGUGUCCCCAAUAAGUUUGUUCCAGGUCUUGUCCUGGCUCUCUGAGUUUGGGUUUGAUCCGAUUAUUGUUGAUGGGCUGAAAUCGCAGGUGUUAAAUCUUGUGUCCGGGAGGAUGUAAGUUUUAACGGUUGGUUUGGGGCUUUUUGUUUUUAUUUUAUCUGCAAUUUUAAUUUGCUUGGAGUUGUUUAAUUAAAAGUAGGGAAAAUGGGGUUUUGGUGGAGUUGGGAAAGUACCACCAUGAAUGGAAGACCCUUGUACUGCUUAUGCUAUUUUGAUAAAUUAUGUGGUAUGGCGUGUUUGGUUUGCAGUAAAAGCACUUCUUCUUCGUUUGUUAA